Molecule: messenger RNA, 1191 nt
Organism: Aphanomyces astaci
Lineage: Eukaryota; Oomycota; Saprolegniomycetes; Saprolegniales; Verrucalvaceae
Exons: 7
Coding region: 6-677 (223 amino acids)
Biological process (GO): spindle assembly
Cellular component (GO): HAUS complex
Molecular function (GO): microtubule minus-end binding
Source: RefSeq, a predicted model, not a curated record
ACACAAUGGAGGAGUGUCGGGCAUGCGCGCACAAUGACAUAGAAGCGGACAUGCGUGCCAAGCUGCUUCUGCAUGAGCUCAAGCUUACCGUGUCAACAGAGGCCGAGGACCGCAAGUCUAUCAACUUCAAAGCAAUGGCUAGAUCGUUAGUGGCGGUCGUUCGCACCCAGCAUCAUGUCGACACAACCGCCCCGUCGGAUGUUCCAUUCGGACUAACAUCAGAGACCGUUCGUGAUACGUGGGGCUUGAACGACACGGAACAGAUGAGCAUGAUGAAAGAAGCCAUGCGGGUCUUGCUACCACCCGAGGUCGAGGCUGGACUUCGAGCCAAAUGCGAGCUUCUCUGCGAUACAUUUUACCCGUUGAACAGUCACACGCCGUUGCCAGCAUCCCAACUGCAUCGCCUUCCGCAGGAGCUGGCUGCGUUUCAAGCGGACGUGACUGCGAUGGAAGCAAAGCGCGACGUGCUCGAAGCGGCGGUCGAAGGCGGACUCGAAGAGCAUAUUCGAUUACUCACCGACAUGACCAAGCAUAUUGUUUCCAUGAUCAAGUACUACAGGCUGGACGACGUGACCAUCUACUCGCGGUUGAAAAUGGAGUUUGUCCAGGUACGUUCGUUGCUUUGUUGCUUUCGAACGAGGUCCCGACUUUAUUCGUGUGGUCGUAGUCGUGCGUAGCAGCCAUGCAAAAACAGAUCGAACUCUUGACCACGCAAUUGCUCUUGCAAACGUACCCGCCGCAUAAACUCCGCUCGUUGGCGCAGUUGAGGUCGUCGCCUUCUCCAGCCAUCCACAUCAUAGACGACUGAUAAUUGUAGACUGCAUUUGGACCAACGCUAUCGCAUGGCCUCACAGCGUAAUUGGGAGGUUAGGCGACAGAAUCCCAUCAAAAGCUGACCACACUAUAUUCGACUUACUCGUAGAUGCGGAAGGAACUCGACAAGUAUCGUACAUCCACAAGCAAGGACUUGAGAUUGCUUCACGAACGUAUCGCGACUGCUCAGGCCAAAUUGAACCUCGGCGCCCGUCACAACAUACCACUCCACCCAAGCCAACAUGAAGUUGAUAACUAGUUUUGUGCACGAAGCGUCGCCCGUCAUGUGCUUUGGAAGGACAGCGUACAUACUAGCAUUCGAGGAAUUGUCGUUUUACCCAAAAUCUGGCCUUUUGUGCCGAUUUGCCAAAUCCAUCG